Maniola jurtina (meadow brown) is the source of this 1492-nucleotide messenger RNA. RefSeq names its product cytochrome b-c1 complex subunit 2, mitochondrial-like. The coding region runs from base 74 to 1450 and encodes 458 amino acids. The transcript is spliced from 8 exons. Gene Ontology annotation, cellular component: mitochondrion. The record is from RefSeq and is a predicted model, not a curated record. Gene Ontology annotation, molecular function: metal ion binding. NCBI's taxonomy places the organism in Eukaryota, Metazoa, Arthropoda, Insecta, Lepidoptera, Nymphalidae.
UAGAAGACGUGCAUUUUGUAAAUCACUUAAACAAAUCCUGUAAAAGAGAUAAACUGAAGUUAAACUAUUCAAAAUGAAAAAGCUUUCACCCAAAAUCCUGCAACAUUAUAAAACUAUAUCCACGAGCAGGCCCGGGCGGGCCGAGUGUUACCCGCAGGCCGUGUACGGGCCGACGGAGAUACAGAAGUCUGUGAUGCUUAACGGCAUCCAGAUCGUAGCUGCGAGGGUUUCUGGCGCGCUGAUGACUGCUUGUACCGUUAUGUUCCAGGCUGGCUCCCGCUUCGAAACCAACGACGACUUGGGAGCAUCCCACUUCAUCCGCACCAUGUCUUCAGCAUCAGGAAGGGAAUACACUGCGUUUGGCAAGCUCCGCGUUCUGCAGCAGCAAGGCGCCUACCUGACCUGCACGUCUGAUCGACAGACCAUUGCCUUCAAUCUGAGAUGUCCUCUACCUUUGUUCAAUACGCUGAAAGGGUAUUUGGCGGAUACUGCUGCGAGAUGCUCUUAUCAUGAGUGGGAAAUAGCCGACCGGAAGCAACAAGUAAGAGGCGAUCUCACCAGAAUGCACCCAGAACAGCGUGUGUUAGACCUGGUUCAGCGCGCGUGCUGGGCCGGCCCUCUUGCCAACUCCAUGUUCUGUGAAGAGGAGAGGAUUGACAGCAUGACGUCUGAAAAGCUGACGAGUUACGCUGCUACUAACUUCAAAUCAAUUCAUUGUGCGGUCGCCAGUGUGGGGAUACCGUUUGAGGAAACUAUUGAACUGGCGGAAAUGAUCGACUCGAGAGUGGGAAGGCCUACCUCUGAACAAUGCCACAGCUGCCCGCGCUUUCGUUCUGGCAUCGAAACUUACGACCUGGGCUCCGACAGCGACACCUGGAUCGCUGCAGCGGUGCGAGGUUGUGGAACUGGUGAUGUUAACAAUCUGUUCAAACACGCACUAGUAGCGUCCGCCUGUGGCACCGGCAGCAUGACCCAGGGACAGCAUUGGAUGGACAGGACCUCUGAAGGACCGAUCGGGAUUCUGUCCCUGGGCGACAUCUUCUCUGACUACAGAGCUUUAAACAUCUCUUAUGCGGAGACUGGUGUUUUUGGUAUAGUAGCAAAAUGCAAAGCAGAGAUGGCGUGUAAUGCUGCCUAUGCUGCCACUGACUUUCUGGCGAACGUCUAUAAACUGAGUCCAGAACAAAUAGAAAAUGGAAAGAAGAGACUUCAGGUGAGCCUGUGCUUUCACGACGAGGACCCGGUGAAGGCCUCACAAGGUCUCGCGCUGCAGGCGCUGAGCGGCGCACACAUAGACACCGCAGAGCAAGCCGUGUCUAUGCUCGACGCCAUUAACGCCGCGGAUGUCACCGACACUGCCGCUACGCUAGCCUCUAGAUGUAAUCAAAUGGCCAUCGCUAUAGUUGGUGAUGUGGGAGCUGUUCCAACGGAUAUAUUUUAUAAUAUGUGAAGAGACUAAGAAACUUUCACAAUAAACGUUAAUUUAUUAUUA